UCGCGGGUGUUUGACAGUGACAAUUUCAACAACUCCACGGCAAGAUUAAGGAAGUACAAUCUAUCGAAAAUCCCAGACAGGAAUGACAGGAUGUUUGAUUUCCUAUUCUGAGGACAGUCCCUGAAUGCAACAUACCCGAGGAUUAGUAGUAGGCAAAUGAAAAGAGAGAAUUUGGACUUCUGGCAACUUUUCAGCGGCGCUCAGCAAAUUCAGAUCUGCUGUCAAACGUUAAAACAUAGCAGGGCUGAGCCAUGGCCAGCUUUCAGAUUCGGAAGUAUCGGGAUGAUGACGCCGAAGCAGUGAAGGAAGUUUUCACCUUGGGGAUGAGCGAGCACGUACCUUCAUCCUUCAUGCACCUCCUGAAGCAGCCGCUUACCCAAAUGGUGGUCAUGUGCAUGUUUUGCGCUCUCCUGACUAGCUCCAAGUCCUUCCUGCUACCCAUCCUGGCCGUUACCCUCCUCCUGGCCGGGGCCCGGCAGUCUGUUGUCUACAUGUUCAGCAGAUACAUCGACACCUCCCUCAAAAAGGACCUCAACAACAUCAGUGAGACCUACAUAAAUCAGAAGGACUCGUGUUUUUGGGUGGCAGAAAGUGACGGUCGGGUGGUCGGCACUGUGGCUUGUCUCCCUAAUGAGAAUGCACCGGAGUGUUUGGAGCUGAAACGCAUGUCUGUACUUCACACUCACCGCGGGAUAGGCAUCGCUAAGGCUCUGUGUCGGACAGUAGCUGAAUUUACUCGCGACAGGGGUUAUGCAGCAGUCAUCCUGUACACUUCUGUGGUGCAGACAGACGCUCAGAAGCUGUAUGAGCACAUGGGCUACGAGAAGACAGGAGAGUUUGUUGUUCCUGAGCUUGUUGCCAAAAUCACAAACUUCACUGUGUUUGAGUACAAACUCAAUCUACAGAGGGAUGGGAAACAGGACUGAGUGGUCUUAAACUAAGACACAUAAAGACUGUCACAUUUCAGAGCGACAGAACCGUCCGUUCACCCAGUUUCUAUCCUCAUGUUUACCCAGCAUGCAUCGCAGGUCAGGCAGCCAAACGUUCAGGAUAUGUGAGGUGACCUUAACACACUUACAGGAAAAUGAUAGGCAUGUUUUCUAUGAUAGAUGGAUCAUUUAUUAUUGUUUUUUAAACAAAGUUGUUUAAUAGGUGAAAUGUGUUUAUUGAGCUUAACGGCAAUUUAAUUAUUAGUUUUUGUGAAAGAUUUAAUUUCUACAUGAUAUUGAGAAUAAACUAACACACCUGAACAUGCUCCUACAA
This is a messenger RNA of Micropterus salmoides (largemouth bass), 1263 nucleotides long. RefSeq names its product probable N-acetyltransferase CML1. Lineage: Eukaryota; Metazoa; Chordata; Actinopteri; Centrarchiformes; Centrarchidae. The transcript has 2 exons. The record is from RefSeq and is a predicted model, not a curated record. The coding region runs from base 252 to 926 and encodes 224 amino acids. Gene Ontology annotation, molecular function: N-acetyltransferase activity.